Messenger RNA from Prunus mume (Japanese apricot), 1017 nucleotides. Its product is annotated as protein ARV 2. Gene Ontology annotation, biological process: intracellular sterol transport; sterol metabolic process; sphingolipid metabolic process. The record is from RefSeq and is a predicted model, not a curated record. NCBI's taxonomy places the organism in Eukaryota, Viridiplantae, Streptophyta, Magnoliopsida, Rosales, Rosaceae. Gene Ontology annotation, cellular component: Golgi apparatus; cortical endoplasmic reticulum.
AAAACAGACAUCAGCAAAAGCCCAAACUUGGUAACAGAAGAAGAAGAAGUGUUCCGAGUGAGAGGGAGACAGAGCAAAAGGGGCGGAAAGCAAGCCAGAGCGCGCCAUGGAAUACAGAUGUGUAGAGUGCGGGGGUCGCAUGACGACUCUGUUCGUCCAAUACUCACCUGGCAACAUUCGACUCAUGAAAUGCGGAAACUGCAAGGCAGUUGCAGAUGAGUACAUCGAAUGCGAACCCAUAAUUAUUCUAAUUGAUCUAAUUCUGCACAAGACCAAAGCUUAUACACAUUUACUCUAUAAUGUGAUAGACCCACAAGCUCCUUCUUUUCAGGGUUUAUUGUGGAAGUCUACUUUUGGGUUUCUUCUUUUGGAUGCUUAUAGGAGUCUCUUUCUGGAAAGAAGUAAGGAAGAGUGGGGCUUGUCCAUGAGCUUCGCGUCAUUACUUUGGAGAUUUCAAAAGAUGCUGAUGGACGUUGUCUUUGGAAAUAUCAUGUUUCUUUCUACCUUUUUGCUCUCUAUGAGGGUUCUUUUCAGUACAUUCCCUAGACCACUCAGGUAUAAAGACCUUUUGCUCGCAAUAUUUAUUUCAAGUUACUUCAAGAUGUUUCUUGUUGCAAUGAUGGUCUGGGAAUGUCCUUCUGUGAUUUUCAUCAUUGAUUUAUUUGUUUUAUCAUCGAACACUGUGGCACUCAAAGUGAUAACUCAGUCAGCUAUGAGUAGGUGUAUAGCAGCCUGCUUCAGUGCUCAUGUGGUAAAGUUUUUGGUCACACAAAGGUGCUGGAGUUGGGAACUUUGAAAUCGAUGAUCAGUGUUGUUUUCAAAAUCUCUCUCUCUCUCUCUCUCUCUCUCUCUCUCUCUCUCUCUCUCUCUCUCUGUAUUGAACGGUUUAUUCAAAUUAAUUGUUUUUGAAGAAACAGAUCAACAUUUCCUCCAAAGGCAGUGUUGGUGUGAGUAUGACUGCUGUAAGAUGUGAUGGUGUAAAUGUACAAGAUGUAUGCUCCUCCCUGUUAUGAAAUA